Sordaria macrospora k-hell is the source of this 1023-nucleotide messenger RNA. RefSeq lists its product as uncharacterized. Gene Ontology annotation, molecular function: single-stranded DNA endonuclease activity; nucleic acid binding; metal ion binding. Gene Ontology annotation, biological process: apoptotic DNA fragmentation. Gene Ontology annotation, cellular component: nucleus; mitochondrial inner membrane. The record is from RefSeq and is a predicted model, not a curated record. NCBI's taxonomy places the organism in Eukaryota, Fungi, Ascomycota, Sordariomycetes, Sordariales, Sordariaceae.
AUGUCGAAGGCUACCAUCGCCGUUAUUGCCGCCGUGAGCGCCGCCGGUGGUGCUGCGGCCACCGCUGCCAUGUUCUCCCUCAAGAGUGACAAGAAGAUCGACACCCCUCUCAACGCUCCCGUCGCUACUUCUCCCAAGCCCGCCCCAGUCCCCGCCAGCCAGGUCUUCAGCGCGCCCGCCCCCGUUCCCGCUGCCGCUCCUCUCCCUCCUGCCGCCGGCAGUCCCAAGAUCGUCGACCCCUCGGGCCUCUUUGAGUAUGGCUUCCCGGGCCCCGUCGCCGACCUGGCGACCCGCCAAGGCUUCGUGUCCUCGUACGACCGGCGCAGCAAGAACCCUCACUGGACAGUCGAGCACAUCACGCCCGAGUCCUUGUCCAUCUCCAACGGCGACCGCAAGAAGUCCACUUUCCUCGAAGACGACGCGAUCCCCGAAAAGUUCCGCGGCAAGCUCAAGGACUACUUCCGCUCCGGCUUCGACCGGGGCCACCAGGUUCCCGCCGCUGACUGCAAGUGGUCGCAGCAGGCCAUGGACGAGACCUUCUACCUGUCCAACAUGUGCCCGCAAGUGGGCGAAGGGUUCAACCGCGACUACUGGGCGCACUUUGAGGAUUUCUGCCGUCGCUUGACGAAGCAGUACCCUUCGGUCCGCAUCGUCACGGGCCCGCUAUACCUGCCCAAGCGCGACCCCCAGGAUAACAAGUGGUACGUCAAGUACGAGAUGAUCGGGCAGCCGCCCAACGUCGCCGUGCCGACGCACUUUUACAAGGUCAUUUUCGCCGAGGACGGCAACAAGGGCGGAAACGUUGCGCUGGGCGCCUUCGUGCUGCCCAACGCCAAGAUCCCCAACGAUAAGCCGCUGCAGGACUUUGAGGUGCCCCUCGAGGCGGUCGAGAGGGCCAGCGGUCUCGAGUUUGCCAACAAGUUGCCGGUGCAGAGGCGGAAGAGGCUGUGUGCGGAGACGAACUGCUCCGUUAUUGUGAAGGAGUAUGCUCAGAGGCAGAACUCUUUUGGCAGGAAACAGUAA